Mytilus californianus (California mussel) is the source of this 3813-nucleotide messenger RNA. Its product is annotated as oxysterol-binding protein-related protein 8-like. NCBI's taxonomy places the organism in Eukaryota, Metazoa, Mollusca, Bivalvia, Mytilida, Mytilidae. The record is from RefSeq and is a predicted model, not a curated record. Bases 80 to 2629 code for a protein of 849 amino acids. The transcript has 21 exons. Gene Ontology annotation, molecular function: cholesterol binding. Gene Ontology annotation, cellular component: membrane; cytosol; intracellular membrane-bounded organelle.
UCGAUUUCCUGUUUACAAGCUGUCAAAAUCAGAAAAAUCACUUACAACUUAUUUCACUUGUGAAUGAAGACUAAAAAGUAUGCCUCGUCAUGGUAGCACAGGUGAUACAGGUGGCAAAAAUCCUGUCAAUGGCACCAGUGAAGACAACAAUUCCCUUGAGUCGUCCGGAGGUAUACCACAGUCAAUAUCCUCUCCUGUAUUUUCUCCUACCAGGUCAAGAGCUAGUUCAGAGUCUAAGUUGUCUCAGGGGUCACAAGAUAAAGCUGGUAACAGUUCAUCUAAAUUGUUGAAGAAAGAAUCUUUGAAGGUACAAAAGAAAUACUAUAGAAACCAGAAGAAACAAGCGACCAAAGAAUUGCUGAGUACAUUAAAAGAUGCUUCUGUGAUUGUGUUGGCUGACUGGCUUAAAGUCAGGGGGACAUUAAAAGGUUGGACCAAACUAUGGUGUGUGAUUAAACCAGGUCUACUUGUCUUAUACAAAAGUGAAAAACAAAAGAGUAGUCACUGGGUUGGAACUGUACUGCUGAAUACAUGUAGACUGAUAGAGAGACCUUCAAAGAAAGAUGGAUUCUGUUUUAAAUUAUUUCAUCCUCUGGAUCAAUCUAUUUGGGCUACUAAGGGACCAAAAGGGGAGACAAUUGGUGCAAUAGUACAACCACUGCCAUAUUCCUACUUGAUAUGUAGGGCUUUGUCUGAAGCAGCAGGGAAAUGCUGGAUGGAUGCACUCGAACUGUCAUUAAAAUGUACCAAUCUGUUAAUGAGGUCAAUGAAGAAAGAUGUUGACCUAGAUACAUCACAAGACAGUCAGCCUGAUGCUGAUUUGAACUUUGACAGUAACCAACAGCUCAGCGAAAAUCUAAAUGAGAGUGAUUGUGAAAAACAUUUUGAGGACCAAGGACUUGAUGAGGACAUGAAGACAGAUAGAGAAGACUUGAAGACCGAUUCUGAGACAGAGUCAGAGGAGGAGGGGGACAAGACAAUCAAUAAUCAACAGCAACCAUUGGAGACACCCUAUGUAGAAAAUUUCACUGAAGAGUUGGGACAGCAAGGAGAUGCCUGCCAAACAGAAGAGGUAGAUGAUGAAAACAAAAGCUUGAUUUGGACACUUGUUAAACAGGUACGACCUGGGAUGGACCUAUCAAAAGUGGUUUUACCAACAUUUAUCCUUGAACCACGGUCAUUUCUGGACAAAUUAACAGAUUAUCACUACCAUGCCGAUAUAUUGUCAGAUGCUGUGACAACAGAGGACCCAUUCACAAGAAUAAAAAUGGUAACAAAGUGGUAUCUGUCAGGGUUCUACAAAAAACCUAAGGGUCUAAAGAAACCAUACAAUCCCAUAAUAGGAGAGACUUUCAGAUGUUACUGGCAUCACCCCAAAACAAACAGUAGAACUUUCUAUAUAGCAGAACAGAUAUCCCAUCAUCCUCCAGUCUCAGCAUUUCAUAUAACAAACAGACAAGAUGGCUUUAGUGUUAGUGGCAGUAUUCUUGCAAAGUCAAAAUUUUAUGGUAAUUCUUUAUCUGCUGUUUUGGAUGGUACUGCUAAACUGACAUUUUUAAAAAGGGGAGAAGAUUACUUCAUCACAAUGCCAUAUGCCCAUUGUAAAGGUAUUUUGAUCGGUACAUUAACCAUGGAAAUGGGAGGAAAAGUAUCAAUAGGUUGUCCUAAAACAGGAUAUAAAUGUGAAAUGGAGUUUAAAUUAAAGCCAUUUCUUGGAAGUGGUGAAGCAUCAAAUAGAAUUGUGGGUAAAUUCAAAUGUGGUUCAGACACAAUAGCAACACUUGAGGGACACUGGGACCAGGAAAUUCAUUAUAAAGAUAAAAGUUCAGGGGAUGUAUCUUUAUUUUGGCAACCAACACAAGAAGUAAAAUCUCAAAGAUUAAAAAGAUUUACUGUUCCAUUAGAGCUGCAAGGUGAUAUGGAAUCAGAAAGACUUUGGAGGAAUGUAAGUGAGGCUGUGAUCACUUGUGAUAUGAAAUCUGCAACAGAAGAAAAGUUUAUUCUUGAAGAGCGCCAAAGAACUGAAGCAAAGGAACGUAAGGCUAAACUGUUGGAAUGGGUCCCUGCAUUGUUUGAAAGAGAUGUGCUGACUAAUGAUUGGGUCUACAAAUUCAUAGACAUGAGACCAUGGGAUGUGAGCAAUGACUUAUUGCAGUAUGAAGUAGACUAUAGAAUUCAGACCUGGACUAAACAUAGAACCCCAGUGGUUAGAACUUGUAGUAUUACCAGUCUAGAGAAACAACCCGAUAGUCUGAACUCAUCCAUUAGGAACACCUCUAUUAGGAUGCUAAAGGUGGUAGGGGAAGAGAGUGAAAGUUCAUGUCCAGAAGCAGAACUUCUACAAGAUAGUGAUUCAUCUGAAAGACAUCCUGGCAAAAAUCGUAGAGUUCAGCGUUCAUGUUCCAGUAACAGAAACAGACUGACUGAAGAGACCAUAAUUAGACAGCUACAACCUCUUGUGGAAAUUCAGAAAGAAUUAAGUGACAAUAUAAAAAGAUUAAACUCCAAGAUCUCAAACUUGUCCCUAAAUCAGCCUGAAAACAAUGGCAUGUUUAAUGUUGGUUCGCAUUGGAUAAUCCUGGCAGUUGUUUUAACAUUUCAAGUAUUUUUGCAAUGGUUGUUCAGGUGAAUUAUUUGUUUAUACUCCAAAUAUCAUUAUCUGUUAAUGCACUGUGCACCACACUGUUGGAUCUGUUUGUUUAAUAAUUAUUGUAUAAACACGUUUGGUAAGUUUUUCUUGUAUUUGGGACCAAAGGUUUUUACCAUUCUGUAUUUUGUACUAACUUAUCUUUGUCUUUUCUGAUCUUUUUCAUAAAUCAGAAACAUGCCUUAAUAAAGCCUUUGAUAAUCAGAUGUGGUGACUACCAGAAGGCUAUUAUUGUGACAUUAUUCAAAUUUUGGUAGGCAAAAUGUAGUAAUUUACUUCUAUUGAUUAUCGUCUAAAUGAAUAUACAAUUUCUCUUAUAGUGAAUAUAUCAUUUUACAGUUAUUUUUUGUUCACAGAUUACUGUAUAAGUAUAAACUUUUGUCAUUUAGGUGCUGUAAAUAACCUUAAAUGAAGGGCAUCAAAUAUUUGCCAAAUGAAUUGUACAUUUUUUGCUUGAGUGCUUUUAUGCAUUAACUGAUUUUGCUAUUGACUUGUAUCGGGACCAAUGAUAUACAGAAAAUGGUGGGAUAUGGGUGCUUUGUCUUAAAUUAGUGGUUCAUACUGUAACUAGUCAAUUUUUAACUUUGUAUAUCAUAUAUUCUGAACAUUAGUUUGAACAUACAAAAGAAUGCACUUUUUCUGUUUUCUAUUGUAGGGGAAAGGAACACAAUGUAGACUUAUUUUUUUUCAACUGAUCAAAUCUAUUCCGAGAGCUUUAAAAAAAUAAAAUUGGUCUGGCAGAACUAAAAUAAAAAAUUUAAAGGUCACCUAAAUCAAGGUCGAGCUGAAGAAAUUCACUGCCAUCUUAUGUUAAAUUAUUUAUUAGUUGUCUGUAACUCUCUAUAUAGUGUUUGACUUCCUGAACAUGCAUGAAAUAUUUGCCACUGGACAUUAAGGGAACAACAACAAAUCAAUAACUUUUUUUAACUUUUAACAGACAGAUGACAAUGAACAUAUUUAGUUCAAUGUAGAAAAUAUUGAUAUUAAAAUGUAUAGAGCUCAUUUUACAAUUCCCCGUUUCAGAAUAUUAUGCAUUAUAGGUAAUAGUUUUAAAAGUGUACACCAACAUGCUGUGAUUGGCUAACAACGUCCCAAACAAUCGAAAUUCAAACAAUGAUGGGAGGUUGGUUUCAUUCUGGGGUACAAACAAAUGAAAUUACCCAUAG